Molecule: messenger RNA, 2645 nt
Organism: Cryptomeria japonica (Japanese cedar)
Lineage: Eukaryota; Viridiplantae; Streptophyta; Pinopsida; Cupressales; Cupressaceae
Product: U-box domain-containing protein 1
Exons: 1
Coding region: 138-2165 (675 amino acids)
Biological process (GO): protein ubiquitination
Cellular component (GO): nucleus; cytoplasm
Molecular function (GO): ubiquitin-protein transferase activity; protein binding
Source: RefSeq, a predicted model, not a curated record
GGAGCAUCGAUCGAUCGAACAAACAAGAGGAAGAGGAUUGUAAAUUUAGUAAUAAACGAGGGGAUGUCUGUUAUGGAUGAGUUGUAGAGAGUUUUUUGUUUUUUAAACUCUUGUUUGGUCUGUUGAAGGUUUUAACAAUGGCAGCCGAUUCGGGCUUAAGUGAUCUUUCUCCCAUGGCGCUUCUGAAGGCUUUGCUGGACUUGGGUCAUGAGAUUUCUGCUUGUUCGAAGCCCAGGGCCUGUCAGAGGAGAAAUGCUAGUGCCAUAGCCAGGAGAAUUAAGGUUCUCUGUGUUCUGUUUGAUGAAAUUACAGAGCCCCGCCAUGCUCUUGCGCUUCCCCCUUCGGCGAUUCUGUGUUUAAGAGAGAUGCAUGUUAUGUUCCAGAGGACCAAGUGCGUUUUGGAGGAGUGGACGAGCUGGAGUAGUGUGUGGCUUCUCAUGCAGACCGAAACAGCCGCCGGUCAAUUCCACCGGUUGACCCAGGACAUGGCGACGGCCCUGGAUGUUUUGCCCCUGAGAUUGAUGGAUUUAACAGAGGAAGUCAGAGAGCAGGUUGAGCUGCUUCACAGACAGGCAAGACGGGCCAAAGUUUUUGUCGACCCGGCGGAGGAGAAGCUCCGGGGGGAGGUUUUGUCGGUGCUGGAUCAGUUUGAAAAAGAAAUCGUCCCUGAGGAGGAGAAAUUGAGAGGGAUUUUUGAUGCUCUGGAGAUCACAGAUUCCAGAGGAUGUGUUCGUGAGAUUCGGCUCUUGGAAGAGGAGCUGCGGAAACAGAGUGGGUGUGUGAAUGAGGCCUCUGUUUCGAUGAUCAACAGUCUGAUCGGGCUCAUGCGUUACUGCAAAUGUGUGCUUUUUGGGGUCUCAGAGGACUGUGCGGCGGCUGAGCCUGCGGCUCCGGAUUUGGGCAUUUCGAGCUCGAUUGAAUCCAUUCCGGAUGAUUUCAAGUGCCCGAUUUCCCUCGACCUGAUGCGCGACCCUGCGAUUGUAGCCACGGGGCAGACCUACGACCGGGCUUCGAUCACCAGAUGGAUUGAAGAAGGCCAUUCGACGUGCCCCAAAUCGGGGCAAAAGCUUCUGCACACGAAUCUCAUCCCCAACAACGCACUCCGCAGCCUGAUCGAGCGCUGGUGCGAGAAGCACAAUGUUCCGUUCGAGAAACCAGAGAAAAACGCCUGCAAAGCCGCGCUGGAAAGCAUUGCAACCCCAAAAGCGGCGCUCGAGGCCACAAAAAUGACGGCGGCAUUUCUGGUCGAAAAGCUCGGAACAGGAACACCAGAUGUGAAAAAGCAAGUCGCCUAUGAGCUCCGGUUGCUGGCCAAAUGCGGGAUGGACAACAGAGCAUGCAUAGCAGAAGCAGGGGCGAUUCCAUUGCUGUUACCCCUCUUAUCCUCCACCGACCCAAAAUCCCAAGAAAACGCAGUAACAGCGCUCCUGAAUCUCUCAAUCUACGAGACCAACAAGGUAAAAAUCGUCGAAUCCGGGUGUUUGGAACCCAUAAUCCAGGUUCUCAAAGAGGGCAAAAGCAUGGAGGCGCGAGAAAACGCCGCAGCGACUCUGUUCAGUCUCUCAGUGGUCGACGAAUACAAACGCCUAAUCGGCGACCAAGCAGACGCCAUUCCAGCACUGGUCGAACUCCUCCGAAAGGGGAGCGCAAGGGGCAAACGAGACGCCGCCACAGCGCUGUUCAAUCUGUCAAUCUACAGAGGCAACGAUGUGAAGACCGUGGCGGCGGGCGCAGUACCGUUGCUGGUGAGCCUCCUGACAGACGAACGACCCUCAUUAACAGACGACGCACUGGCCGUUCUGGCCGUUCUGGCGAGUCGCGUUGAAGGGUUGGUGGAAAUCCAAAAGUCAUGCGCGAUUCCUGUGCUUGUUAGCCUGCUCCGUUGCGCCGCCACAUCGAGGGCGAAGGAAAAUGCAAUGGCGGUUCUGGUGGCGUUGUGCCGCAGUGGGGGCAACGAUAUAGUGAACCAGGUGGUGUCGAUUCCGUCGCUGGUGCCUUCCAUGUACACGUUGCUCACCGGCGGCACGCCACGUGCGAAGCGCAAGGCACGAUCGCUCUUCAAAAUCUUGCAGCGGCGGGAUUCUCCCGCCGCAAUUCUGCACUCCAUUAUUACUUCCACUACUACUACUACUGCAAAUUCAACAACAAUCACUACGUUGCGUUAGUAAAUUGCCCACAAUUUUGUUCUCUGGUUUUUUUUCUUCUUCUUGGGGUCUCUACCUAUUCAUUAAAUUUAUUAAAUUAAAUUUUUCUUGGCACGCGAACCGCUUCGACUGAGUUUGUGUGGGGUGUACAGCGAAGGAAGACGACUUUUUAAAAUGCCUUUUAAAAAGUAGGGAAAUGAUGAUGGAUUGGAUGGAUCUAUCCAUCUGCUUUUGUAAAAAGCGAAAAUGGAAGGAAUUGCAGCUGGGAAUUUGUGCUUCUUCUUCCACUUGAAUAUUCAUGUUGUUGCUUCUAUAAAAGUCUGUUAUCACUGUCUGUUCUAUUGAAAAAAGAAAAGGAAUUCAAGUCCGAAAGCAAAAUAUAUUUGUUCUUCACUUUGCACGCAUAAUCAUUCGUUUUUUCGGCUUUUUGUGUUUGGGCACUCUUCUGUGUCGUUAAUCAUUGCUCGCACUAAUAAAUUCCGAGACAUUUUUCCUGCUUUU